Messenger RNA from Bacillus rossius redtenbacheri, 1044 nucleotides. RefSeq names its product carbonic anhydrase 2-like. Lineage: Eukaryota; Metazoa; Arthropoda; Insecta; Phasmatodea; Bacillidae. Bases 52 to 1044 code for a protein of 330 amino acids. The transcript has 9 exons. The record is from RefSeq and is a predicted model, not a curated record. Gene Ontology annotation, molecular function: carbonate dehydratase activity; zinc ion binding.
CCGAGCCAGCCCCGGGUGUCGCUCCGGCGGCGGUCACGUGACAGGGCGGUGAUGCGACGGCUGUCUCCUUCCUCGUGCUGGCUCCUGCUGCAGACGGCAUCGCACCUGCUGCGCAACAGCCAGGCCGAAAUAAGCAGCUACACGGCCAAGGAAGAUGCAUUUAAAGGUUCAGAACAAGACUUUGAUUCGGUGAAGAAACUUGAAUUUAGUUCACCGAACAGAACAGUGCACGCACGAAAAUACAGCGACCUGUCGCACUGGGCGCAUCCACACUUCGACUACGGCGCUAAGCAUGGUCCCAGGGUGUGGUACCGCAUGUACCCGCCGUGCCGCGGCGCCGCGCAGAGCCCCGUGGACCUGGACACCAGCACCGCCCAAUCAGCGCACUCGCCGCGCAUGCUGUGGUGGGGGUACGCGCUGCGGCCCGCCGCCAUGACGCUGGCCAACAACGGGCACACGGUGGUGCUGACGGCGAGAUGGAACUCCUCGGAGGACGUGCCCUACGUGUGGGAGUCCCCCGGCGACGAGCAGUACUCCUUCGCGCAGCUGCACUUCCACUGGGGCGCCGACGACGACUCCGGCUCCGAGCACACCGUCAACAAGGAGAGGUUCCCCCUGGAGGCGCACCUGGUCCACUACCUACACUCCCUGGGCAGCCUGGAGAACGCCCUUCACUACGAGGCCGGAGUCCGGGUGGUGGGGAUGCUGUACCGGCUGUCGGAGCAGAGCAACCCGGCGCUGGAGCCGCUGGUGUCGGCGCUGGGCGCAGUGGCGCGCGCCGGCAGCUCGGCGGCGCUGCAGCCCUUCCCGCUGGGCGGCGUGCUGCGCAGCUUCUCGCGCCACUACCUGGCCUACAGCGGCUCGCUGACCACCCCGCCGUGCCUCGAGGUGGUCCGCUGGGCGCUCAGCACGGAGCCGCAGGGCGUGUCCCGCCGCCAGAUGUCAGCAUUCCGCUCUCUGCUGGACCACAAAGGCCUGCCGAUCCGAGAGAACUUCAGGCCACUGCAGCCCCUGAACAACCGACAGACGCUGCACAUCCGCUGA